Paramormyrops kingsleyae is the source of this 2414-nucleotide messenger RNA. It is a transcript of the gene nelfb, whose product is annotated as negative elongation factor complex member B. Gene Ontology annotation, cellular component: NELF complex; nucleus. The record is from RefSeq and is a predicted model, not a curated record. NCBI's taxonomy places the organism in Eukaryota, Metazoa, Chordata, Actinopteri, Osteoglossiformes, Mormyridae. Gene Ontology annotation, biological process: negative regulation of transcription elongation by RNA polymerase II.
AGAGGAUCCAAUGUCGUCAGCCUCGUAUUCCAGAGUGAGGGGACUGUUUAUGCAGACGCACACGCAGGAAGUGUGUCGCAUAGAUAGCUCUCCCCCUUCCCUGUGCAUUUGGAAGCGGGAUAAUUGGAGAAUUAAAUUGUAUGUGUGUAGAAAAAAAAAACUAGUAAAAUGUUUGCGGGAUUACCAGAACUUGGAAUUUCCAACGGCGAAGAUCUAAAAGAAACUCUCACCAACUGCACAGAGCCUCUGAAAGCAAUCGACCAAUUUCAGACAGAGAAUGGCAUCUUAUUGCCCACACUUCAGUCGGCGCUGCCCUUCCUGGACCUCCACGGCACACCCCGACUGGAGUUUCACCAGUCUGUCUUCGACGAGCUUCGGGAGAAGCUGAUGGAGCGUGUGGCCACUAUCGCGGAAGGGAAGGAGGAGGACCGAUAUGUGAAGCUGGAGGAGCUGCUGGAGAAAAGUUUUCCUUUGGUCAAGAUGCCGUCCAUCCAGCCAGUGGUCAUGCAGGUGAUGAAACACCUGCCCAAGGUACCAGAGAAGAAGCUGAAGCAGGUGAUGGCAGAUAAGGAGCUGUACAAGGUGUGCGCCGUGGAGGUGAAGCGGCAGAUCUGGCAGGACAACCAAGCCCUGUUCGGGGAUGAGGUGUCCCCGCUGCUCAAGCAGUACAUCGUGGAGAAGGAGGCGGCGCUGUUCAGCAGUGACCUCUCUGUGCUUCACAACUUCUUCAGCCCCUCGCCUAAGACACGCCGACAGGGAGAGGUGGUGCAGAAGCUUACGCAGAUGAUCGGGAAGAAUGUGAAGCUCUAUGACAUGGUCCUGCAGUUCCUACGCACUCUCUUCCUGCGCACGCGCAACGUCCACUACUGCACGCUGCGCGCUGAGCUGCUCAUGUCGCUCCAUGACCUGGACAUCAGCGAGAUCUGCUCUGUUGACCCAUGCCACAAGUUCACCUGGUGCUUGGAUGCCUGCAUCCGAGAGAAGUUUGUGGAUGCCAAGCGAGCCAGAGAGCUGCAGGGUUUCCUGGAUGGAGUCAAAAAGGGUCAGGAGCAAGUGCUGGGGGACCUGUCUAUGAUCCUGUGUGACCCGUUCGCCAGUAACACCCUGGUGCUGAGUCUCGUCAGGAAUCUGCAGGAGCUGCUGGGGCAGGACGCUUUACCCAGGGACAGUCCAGACCUGCUUCUGCUUCUGAGGAUGCUGUCACUUGGCCAAGGAGCGUGGGACAUGAUUGACAGCCAGGUGUUCAAAGAACCUCGCCUGGACCUGGAAGUGGUGACGCGCUUCUUGCCUGCGAUGUUGUCGGUGGUGGUUGACGACUACACUUACACUGUAGAGCAGAAGCUCCCCAGCGAGGAGAAGACGUCCCUGAUCUAUCCCAGCAGCCUGCCGGACGCCUUCAACAGGUAUCUUCAGGAGAACAGAGUUGCGUGUGAGAUGGGCCUGUACUAUGUUCUUCACAUUGCAAAGCAGAGAAACAGAAAUGCUCUGCAGAGGUUGCUGCCCGCGCUGGUUGAAACCUAUAAUGACACGGCUUUCGGGGACAUAUUCCUGCACCUGCUGACGGGGCACCUAACCCUGCUCUCCGACGACUUUGGCACGGAGGAGUUCUGCUCUGCCGUCUUCGACAAUUUCCUCAUGACUUCUUUCUCAAGUAAGGAGAACGUUCACCGGCACACGCUGCGCUUGCUGCUGCAUCUGCACCACAAGGUGCUGCCAUCUCGCCUGGAGGCCCUGGUGAAGACCCUUGAGCCCCCUAAGCAGAGCAGUGACCCUGUAAAAGAGCUGUACACCCAGCUGGUGGAGAAGCUGGAGGCUCAGAAGAAGAGCCCUCCACAGCCUGCUGAAGCUCCCACGCUGGACCUGGGCCUCCACCCUGUCACAGUGCCUACCCCCACCUCCGCUCCCAGCACGCCCCUGUGAAAGAGGGCAGGCCUCCUGGCUCAGGGAGCUGUUCUGUGUGAAAGAGGGCAGGCCUCCUGGCCCAGGGAACUGAUCUGUGUGAAAGAGGGCAGGCCUCCUGGCCCAGGGAACUGUUCUGUGUGAAAGAGGGCAGGCCUCCUGGCCCAGGGAACUGUUCUGUCCACCCUGAUUCCCAUGUGCACGCAUUGACCUUUUAUAGUUCUGUAUAUAGAUCAGUUUAAUACAAAAUAGCGUUCUUUAAAGGAGCACGAAAAUCUAUAUAUAACUGGUCACAGCUUAGUGCUUCCUUCUCAUAUUUUAAAACAUGAGGUACCAUGCUUUAAAAUAGUGCUUAAAGACCAACAUUGGAAUGUGUAAAUUUUUUAACAAAACGCAGUCUAUCUGCAUAACUGUACAAGUUUCACAGUAUAUCGUCCUUUAUUUUUGACUGAAUGUGAUUACCUGUGUUGGUUGUGUGUAAUAAAACAAACUGUAAAUAAAAGAUUUGGUUAGGA